Messenger RNA from Schistocerca americana (American grasshopper), 597 nucleotides. RefSeq names its product formin-like protein 5. Bases 1 to 597 code for a protein of 198 amino acids. The transcript is spliced from 2 exons. The record is from RefSeq and is a predicted model, not a curated record. Lineage: Eukaryota; Metazoa; Arthropoda; Insecta; Orthoptera; Acrididae.
AUGCUGGCAGAGUCCGGCCGCGUUCUGCGCCGUCCAGGUGCCGGUCGGCCCGGCCCGCCGCUAAAUUACUCCAUCUGCGUGCUGCGGGCGAGGGCCGACUCAUUCCGCGCUUCUUCCAUUACCCCGCCUUCGCGGCCGCUCUCGGCCGCCCGCUUCGCCGCCUUUUUCAUCCCCUCCGUCCUCUCCGCACCCCGCACCCGCGCUGCCCUGGAAAUUAUUCCGCCUGCGCCGCCCCCGCCGCUGACGCGACGCCGGCCACCUCUGCCGUCUCCACCCCGCACCAGCUCCGCGGAAUUGUCCAAUCUACGUGUGGGGAACGUAUUUCUGAAAUUACGCCCUCCAUUCACGAAACUCUGCACAUGUGGCACGCUGCAGCCGCCAGAAGGCCUGCCCCGGCGCCUUUUCCGCGCGGCCGGCCGGCAGACGCGCGGGGUCACCCCCAUUUCCCCCCACCCUACACACCACGCCCGUGUGUUCCGUUGUGUUCCACCGAGCCGCGCCGCCCUCGCGCGCCCCACGCCGCCCUCGGCUCCCCCGUUCCCUGCCGUCCUGGGGCCGCCGCCACCCUCGCCGCAGCCGACCGCGGGGCGGCUCUGA